GAGGAGGGGAGAGGGGAGAGGAGGCGGGGCCGGGGCGGGGCCUGGCGGGCCGAGGCGGGGCCUCAUCCAUCCGUGAUCGCUGGCGGAGACGCGCUCUGCUCCGGAGGCCAAGCAGGAUCGCGCAGCGGCGGCUGAGCUCAGGAGAGUGUCCAGAAGCCAGGAGCUAUGGCGGUGGAGAACAUCAACGAGCUGCCUGAGAACAUCCUGCUGGAGCUGUUCACGCAUGUGCCCGCCCGCCAACUGCUGCUGCGCUGCCGCCUAGUCUGCAGCCUCUGGCGAGACCUCAUCGACCUCGUGACCCUCUGGAAGCGCAAAUGCCUGCGGGAAGGCUUCAUCACCGAGGACUGGGACCAGCCUGUGGCCGACUGGAAGAUCUUCUACUUCCUGCGAAGCCUCCACAGGAACCUCCUGCACAACCCAUGUGCUGAAGAGGGGUUUGAGUUCUGGAGCCUGGAUGUGAAUGGAGGUGAUGAGUGGAAGGUGGAGGAUCUCUCUGGAGACCAGAGGAAGGAAUUCCCCAAUGACCAGGUCAAGAAAUACUUCGUGACUUCUUAUUACACCUGCCUCAAGUCCCAGGUGGUGGACCUCAAGGCCGAAGGGUAUUGGGAGGAGCUGAUGGACACCACACGGCCGGACAUCAAGGUCAAAGACUGGUUUGCAGCCAGGCCAGACUGCGGGUCCAAGUACCAGCUAUGCGUUCAGCUCCUGUCGUCAGCACAUGCGCCUCUGGGGACCUUCCAGCCAGACCCAGCAACAAUCCAGCAGAAGAGCGAUGCCAAGUGGAGGGAGGUCUCCCACACGUUCUCCAACUACCCACCCGGCGUCCGCUACAUCUGGUUUCAGCACGGCGGCGUGGACACUCACUACUGGGCCGGCUGGUACGGCCCGAGGGUCACCAACAGCAGCAUCACCAUCGGGCCCCCCGCUGCCCUGACACCCCCAAACCCCCAUCCGCAGAACCCUGACUGGUAAACUAUCAGACAAAGGCUGGGCUUGGGAAGGGGAGGUGGACCAGGCUCCCCCAGACCUCCUAGUUCGUCCUUGCCCCCCCACCCCGUCACCUCUGUGGUGCCUCUCGGUUCAUGCAGCCCUCAGCUGCUGUGGGCAGCCAGCUCACUGCCUGAGGACUCAACCUGAGUGAUGGCAGGGGAGGCCUGUGUGGGCGCCUUUAAGAGAUGGGGCGGGCCCCUGAGGUUAGAGAGGUACAGGGUAUUCUCCGAAGCUCUUUCUCCAGACUCUGAGGGUGGGUCUCCAAGCUCAGAUGGCAACCUGGAUGUGUGUUUCUACCUUCCCCUGCUGUGCCCUUUCUCCCUGGCUUUUUUGAGGGUCCUCAGAGCAGGGACAGUCAUGAAGACAUCUGGCAAGCCUGUGGCUGCCCUGGAUAGUACAGAUGCUGGGAGGAGACUAAGUAGCUCAGACAGAUGGCGGUGAAAGGAGGAUUCUGCUGGCCUGGCCUCUGUCUCAUUCUCUGCUGCUCCCAAGCUCUCGCUCUGCCCACCUGUUCAGAGAGGUGGCUUUGGCCCAGAGGUUCAGGCCUGGUCUGAGAUGGGCAGGCCUCAGGUGGGAUGGGGUCCACGCCAGGUCUGAAGUGUCCUCACCGUCAGUGAAGUCCUAGAACCAGAUGGGGUGGGGUUCUCCCAAAGACCCCCGGAAUCCUGUGCAUGGUAACCCAGGGUAAGUGGGGGCAAGACUGGGCUCUGAUUCUGAGAGCUAGGAUAUAUGAGCACAGGAUGUGUGGGGUGGGGGGUUUUCAGGGACCACCUGUCCACCUCCAUGCCUGGGCCAGGUUCCCUGUGGUUUGGAGAGCAUUUCAAGCCCCCACCCCACCCUUCGAACUGCCAUUCCCAGGACCUACCCCCCCCACUCUAGCCCCACCCCCCUGCUGGAAGGACAACAGUGAUCUGAUCCUGCCCCUGCUGUAUGUGGCCAAAUAAAAGGUUCUCC
Messenger RNA from Rhinolophus ferrumequinum (greater horseshoe bat), 1944 nucleotides. RefSeq names its product F-box protein 44 (gene FBXO44). Gene Ontology annotation, molecular function: protein binding; ubiquitin protein ligase activity. The transcript has 6 exons. Bases 166 to 972 code for a protein of 268 amino acids. Gene Ontology annotation, biological process: glycoprotein catabolic process; SCF-dependent proteasomal ubiquitin-dependent protein catabolic process. Gene Ontology annotation, cellular component: cytoplasm; SCF ubiquitin ligase complex. The record is from RefSeq and is a predicted model, not a curated record. Lineage: Eukaryota; Metazoa; Chordata; Mammalia; Chiroptera; Rhinolophidae.